Molecule: messenger RNA, 795 nt
Organism: Puccinia graminis f. sp. tritici CRL 75-36-700-3
Lineage: Eukaryota; Fungi; Basidiomycota; Pucciniomycetes; Pucciniales; Pucciniaceae
Exons: 3
Coding region: 1-795 (264 amino acids)
Source: RefSeq, a predicted model, not a curated record
AUGACCACUCCGGCAUUGAACAAAACCAAUAUCAAAAGCUCAAAAACCCUCAACCAGAACACCUCACAGAAUACAGAAAGCACGAUGGAAAAGAUAAACUCUACCAUCCUGAAGACGGCUCUAGAAGCCAUCCCCAAACUGACCGCUGAUAACUACACCUUGUGGAAAAAUCUCAACGGAACUCUUUCAGACACUCAAGAUGUUCAACUCCGAACUAUUAUCACCUCUAAAAUCGAUUCAUCGAUUCAUCCCAACGUCAUCACUCAUGAGAAUGCAAAGAAGGCUCGCGAGAUCUGGAAAUCCAUCACCAGUUAUUUUGCAUCGACUCAACCGGCCAAUCGAGCUCAAGUGUUCAACGAGCUCUUGGAUCUUAGCUUCAAUCAAUCAGACAUUCAAGGAUUCAUCACCACUGUCAGAUCGAUCAACUCCCGGCUGUUCGAAAUCGGAAUCGACAUCCCUCAGGAUCUCAUCACCUACAUCCUCCUUAAAAAGCUUCCGCCUUCUCUCUCGAAUGUCAGUCAACAAAUCACGCAUUCCGACAAAAGUCUCACUACGGAUCUUGUCCUGGAUCAUCUCAAGUUAUACAGCAACGAUCAGUCAGCGAUCGCCAAUCGUGGUUCAGGAUCAAGAUCUGAUCCGAUAGCCUUGUUCUCGGAUGCUUCAAAAAAAUGCAAGAAAACGGCCCACAACGUUCUCUCGAACCAUCCAGAAGCAAAAUGCUGGAUGUUGUAUCCCCAUCUCAGACCGGCCCAUGAAAACAAAUUCAACCGAUCAGAAUCAACGAAGAAGGACUAG